GUAAAAUUACAGAUUUUUCAAUAAAAAUACAAUUUUUAGAACCUCCUAAAUAAAUGAUUUAGAGAAUUUGGUUAUACGAUUUAUGUGGCUUUGUAACAUUCACAAUGAUAUGUAUAAAAUACAGGGUUUUUUGUGUAAUUUAAUUUGCAACCCUGAUUUUAUGUUUCAAAAUUGAGAUGGCCUUUGAAGAAUGUUGUAGAGGAAAGAAAAUCAUGUCUAGAUAUAAUGUGGAUAAGUGUUGUUAAUAGUGGAUGUACUUAUUGAAUUGAGUUUGCCGCCCAUUUGGGUCCCACAAAGCUUGAGGUACUAGUCUUCGCAGUUGCGCGCGGCGGAUGAUACCCAAUUUUAACCAAAAAUGGCGGCUGUAGCGUGGAAGGUUUUGAACAAAUCACUAAUGUUUUGCAAUAUACUGUAUAGUACAAAGUUCUGGCAAAUAACGACCAUAACAACAUCAUAGCACCGGCACAUUGACAACACUGAUGUGGAUAGAGUCCUCACUUGCAAAACUAUUAUUGUGUCCAUUUAUUAACUUGUAGAUGACGUUGGUGUUAUGAGUGGAGCAAUUAUAUUCAUUCAGGGGGAUUUGAAGAUAACAGAGGUUCAACAAGAAGUACUUGUUGGAAUUUUGAGCAUAAUAUCACUUUUGGGUAGUUUAGCUGGCGGAAAAACAUCGGAUUGGAUCGGCAGAAAAUGGACCAUUGGUUUAGCAGCACUUAUCUUCCAAACAGGUGGAGCUAUUAUGACUCUUGCUCCAUCCUUUAAAGUAUUGAUGAUAGGUAGACUCAUAGCAGGUGUAGGUAUAGGUUUCGGCGUCAUGAUUGCACCUGUUUAUAUUGCCGAAAUUUCUCCUGCCAUUGCUAGGGGAUCUCUCACCUCAUUCCCUGAGAUCUUCAUAAAUUUUGGAAUUCUUCUUGGCUACAUAUCAAACUAUGCGUUUUCUAAGCUUCCAGCGCAUUUAAAUUGGAGAAUAAUGCUUGGUGUUGGACUUAUUCCUUCGGUUGUUAUUGCCGUCGCGCUUUUUAUUAUACCUGAAUCUCCAAGAUGGCUUGUCGUGCAGAAUAGGAUUGAAGAAGCUAAACUAGUGCUGUCAAAGAUAAGCGAAAGUGAGAAAGAUGCCGAAGAAAAAUUGCAAGAAAUUCAGAAAGCUGCCGGAUCAGGAAAUGCGGAUAAGUACGAAACAAAAGCUGUCUGGAAAGAAAUAUUGUAUCCUUCUCCUCCCGUUCGAAGAAUGCUUAUAACCGGUUGUGGAAUUCAAUGUUUCCAACAGAUUACAGGCAUAGAUACAACAGUAUAUUAUAGCCCGACGAUUUUCAAGAACGCUGGAAUCACAGGAAACUCUGAGCUUCUUGCAGCAACUGUUGCUGUUGGAUUCACCAAAACAGUGUUCAUCUUGAUAGCUAUACUUCUAAUCGACAAAUUGGGGAGAAAGCCUUUGCUUUACGUGAGCACAAUUGGAAUGACAAUAAGUUUAUUUAGCCUGAGCUUUGCUCUGGCUUUUCUGAGCCACGCAAAAAUUGGGAUCGCGUUGGCAAUUCUUGCUGUUUGUGGAAAUGUAGCUUCUUUUUCAGUAGGACUUGGUCCUAUAUGUUGGGUUCUGUCAUCGGAGAUAUUUCCUUUGAGGCUUAGAGCGCAAGCAUCGGCUCUUGGAGCAGUGGGAAGUAGGGUAAGCAGCGGCGCAAUUUCCAUGUCCUUUCUAUCGGUCACCAAAGCGAUAACAGUAGCCGGAACUUUCUUUGUUUUUGGUGUUAUUUCAUGCAGCGCUGUUGCGUUUGUUCAUUACUGUGUUCCUGAGACAAAAGGAAAGAGUUUGGAAGAAAUUGAAGUGCUGUUUCAAAACGUAGGCGAAUCGCAAGAAAGUGAGGUAGAAAUGGGAGAUGUGGAGCAUCUGAUGCAGAAGUCAUGAGUUUGUGGCAUGCAUGCAUUCGAAGGCCAUUUAUGGUCUUACAACAUAUACAUAAAAGGAUUUAUGGUGCAUGCAGAGGGACAUGUUUUGUAUAUACACAAACAAAACAGUAGAAACAUGAUUCCAGUGUUGUGUUGCUGUCCUUCAAGGUUCAGGCCACCACUACUACCAGCACCAAUAUAAGCUUAAGCAUUUCUUAAUAUUCAUUUGUACUGUGAUUUUAUUUUACAGUUUGUUGAAAAUGAUGUGUUAGUUUCAUGGAGCUAUAAUGCACAUUUUAAAGGAUCACUAUUCAAUAUUCAUCCAUUUUAAUUUUAUUA
Messenger RNA from Medicago truncatula (barrel medic), 2223 nucleotides. Its product is annotated as probable polyol transporter 4. The transcript has 2 exons. The record is from RefSeq and is a predicted model, not a curated record. NCBI's taxonomy places the organism in Eukaryota, Viridiplantae, Streptophyta, Magnoliopsida, Fabales, Fabaceae. Bases 551 to 1903 code for a protein of 450 amino acids. Gene Ontology annotation, molecular function: transmembrane transporter activity. Gene Ontology annotation, cellular component: membrane. Gene Ontology annotation, biological process: transmembrane transport.